Messenger RNA from Brassicogethes aeneus, 294 nucleotides. The record is from the annotation of a GenBank genome assembly. Lineage: Eukaryota; Metazoa; Arthropoda; Insecta; Coleoptera; Nitidulidae.
AAAAAAGUUACAAUGAAGUUUGUAUUUUUGUUUUGCUUUUUAAUAAACCAAAUUUUAGUUGCCAAAGCUUUCUCAGAACAAGAUUGUGAAAGACCAUUGCAAACAAAGUCUUGCAAAUUAGGAAGCAUUAGGUAUCAUUGGAACCAUCAUAAGCAAGAAUGUGAAAAGGAUAUGUUUUUUGGUUGCGGUGAAACCCCAAACAACUUUAAAACUUUGGAAGAAUGUUUAACAGUGGCCAAACCAAUAUGCACACAAUAAAACCAUAUAAAAAUGUUUUAAAAAUAAAAAUGAGGC